AUGGAGCUGCAGGGGGACCUCUCUUGGAAGAUCGAUAACAGAGACGACUCGACUGUUGUGAGACCACCGGAUAAGAUUGUUGUCUGUCACGUGAUUGCCACGUCAUCCGGAGAGAAUGAAAUAGGAAUCGCUACGACCUCGCCACGUCUGACGCUCGCUUUGCCGGGCCCGGGCGACCUGUCUUCCCUCCUGCUCGGGCCCCACCCUGCUAGGCGCCGCAGCCGCGGCACCACCCGCGAGUCCGCCGCCUUGAGCGUUGCCACCACCUCUGCCAUCGACGGCUUGCGCCAGGCGUCAGCCGCCACCUCUGCGACGGCUUUCGCAGCCUCUUCCUCCCUCUUCCCUUCCAGGGCCGCUAGCGGAUCCCACAGCUCCUGGAACCGCCCCUCGGCCACCAGCGGCGCGGCCCAGUCCACCGGCGACGGGGGACUGCGCUCCAUGUUGAUCGCCUCCUGUCGGCUGAGCACCUCGAGGAGGACAACCCCGAAGCUGUACCGUCUGAGUCGAACCCCUACAUUGAUCGCUCGCCCGCGGACAGCUCUUCCUCAUCGAAAAGUACGUCGGAGACUGUGAAGAGCGCGCUUAACAGAUGGGGCAAAAAGCUCGGGGAGUCGGCGAAGAAAGUUGAGGAUUUGUCUAAAAAUACAUGGCAGCAUUUUGCUGUUGAUAAUAUAGCUGAAUUAUUCUGCUAAUUUUUUAGUUAUUCUUUGCUUUGCUGUUUCCUUUUCUUAUGAAAUCUUGAUGGCCACUUCUAUUAAUCUCCAUUUCGACUUCAGUGAACACAGGACCUAGUUUUGUUGAAGCUACCAUGGGAUGAAUUGCUCAAGGAACCCAAGUGAUUGCAGAAGGUGGCUACGAGAAGAUAUUUUGACAAACUUUUGAUUCCCUUCCUGAAGAGCAGCUUAAAAAAUCCUAUGCCUGCUAUCUAUCAACAUCCACUGGUCCUGCCAUGGGAGUUCUAUACCUCUCUACUGCAAAGCUUGCAUUUAGUAGCGACAAUCCUCUUUCCUAUAAAGUUGCAGACAAAACUGAAUGGAGUUAUUAUAAGGUACGCCUGUUGAAGAUUAUCUGGCAUGUCAAUUUUCAGGUUUCCUGAUCAACAAAAAACUGAGUUUGUGCUUCUAAUGCAACUUGACAAUUUCUUCCAUGAAGAAUGAUAUGACGACUAUCAAGUGUUAAACUUGUUAUUUAGAAAUUAAACUACUACUUCCAUGUAUAAAUUGCCUCUCAUAUAUUUUUAGAUGUCUAGAAAACAACAGUUUAGUCUAAAAAAAUUCAACUAUAUUAGCAGAACUCCAUAAUCAUCAACUUUAGCAGAUAGAAUUAAGCAUUCAUGAUUCAA
Molecule: messenger RNA, 1342 nt
Organism: Zingiber officinale
Lineage: Eukaryota; Viridiplantae; Streptophyta; Magnoliopsida; Zingiberales; Zingiberaceae
Exons: 3
Coding region: 1-573 (190 amino acids)
Source: RefSeq, a predicted model, not a curated record